CGUCUUGAUGAUGCAGCGAAGCGUGCGACACCAUCCAUGGGACCACCUGGGCUUCGGAGUUGGUAGCAGUAGGAAGGCGGACAGUGAUGGCGGCGUCCAUGGAGCGGAGCCGCGGCGAAGGGUUUGCUGGGUGUCCGCGGACAGGGAAGCCUUGGUGGGGGCUCAUAGUGCUCCUAUUCUCCUUGUCCUACCUGCCAAUGGCCACAGCGCUGGUGGAGGGCCUGUACUGCGGCAGGGACGUCUGCUACGAUGUGCUUGGCGUCACCCGGGAGGCCUCCAAGGCGGAGAUCGCUCGUGCUUCGCGCCGGUACCACCCGGACCGGUUCAGAGCAGGAGAGCCCGGUUUGGAGGGAGAGACACGGGAGACCGCACAGACGAAGUUCCUCCUCGUCGCAACUGCUUACGAGACAUUAAAGGAUGAGGACACUCGGCGAGACUACGACUACAUGCUUGACCACCCUGAGGAGUACUACCAGCACUACUACACCUACUACCGCCGACAGCUCACACCCAAAGUUGAUGUCAGGAUUGUCAUCCUAGUUACCAUCUGUGCCAUCUCCAUCUUCCAGUACUACAGCUGGCACAGCAGCUACAAUGAAGCCAUCAACCACCUGAUGACGGUGCCCAAGUAUCGAAUCCAGGCCAUGGAGAUAGCCAAGCAGCAGGGCCUCCUCAACCGAACCAAGGAGAAGGGAAAGAACCGCCGCUCCAAAGAGGAGAUCAGGGAGCAGGAUGAGGAGGUCAUCCGCGACAUCAUCAAAAACAAGAUUGACAUUAAAGGAGGCUACCAGAAGCCCAACCUGUCAGACAUCCUGCUGUGUCAGAUUGUGCUCUUCCCGUACUACCUGACCAACUACUUAGCCUGGUAUAUCUCCUGGGUUUACCGCUUCACCAUCUGCAGGGAGGAGUAUGGAGACGAGGAGAAGCUCUAUAUCAUCAGGAGGUACAUGAGGAUGUCUCAGUCUCAGUUUGAUACUCUGGAUGAAAACACCAGACAGACCUUUCUAGAGAAACAGCUCUGGAUCAAAGAAAACUACGAGGUGUUCAGAAAGCAGCAGGAGGAAGAGAUGAAGAUAAAGAUGGCGACCGACCCGAGAAUGAAAAGGUACCGCCGCUGGAUGAAAAACGAGGGACCAGGCCGGCUGACGUUCAUUGACGAAUGACGGCUGCAAGCCCCAUUGAUACACCCACCUCAGUGCCAACAUACACUGACAAUACACGCCUUGCGUGUGGAGGAAUACUUACAGAAAGAUGAACUAUGCCUGUUUAUAGAGUGAGAGAUAUUUUCCUAGCAAUCGGACCUCGUGUAGGCAGUGAUACGUGGAAUAAACUGUGAACUGGG
Messenger RNA from Monopterus albus (swamp eel), 1342 nucleotides. It is a transcript of the gene dnajc25, whose product is annotated as DnaJ (Hsp40) homolog, subfamily C, member 25. The record is from RefSeq and is a predicted model, not a curated record. Lineage: Eukaryota; Metazoa; Chordata; Actinopteri; Synbranchiformes; Synbranchidae. Gene Ontology annotation, cellular component: endoplasmic reticulum membrane. Gene Ontology annotation, biological process: protein folding.